Pocillopora meandrina is the source of this 12922-nucleotide messenger RNA. NCBI's taxonomy places the organism in Eukaryota, Metazoa, Cnidaria, Anthozoa, Scleractinia, Pocilloporidae. The record is from the annotation of a GenBank genome assembly.
AAUGAGAUCAACGUGAAAUGGCCCAAGCAUCAUUUAUGAUUUGGAUCUAAUCCAAGCAAGUAUGAUAUACACGUACAAACAUUUGCCUUUCUAAAGAGUGGAUUUUUCAAUACCUUGAAUGUCACACUUCAGGCGACAGUUGCUAUUGAGUGUGGUUUUUAUUUGAGUUCAACGCAACUGACAUCUGGUCUGUUUAAAAUUUUGCCUCUGCCUGAAUUCUCAAGGAGAAACCAUCUCAACUUAGAGCAUGAUCAAACCGCUUCUUCGCCGCCACAGUAUUUCCACUGCCGCUCAGUUCUUUGAGCCGGCUCCUUCACCCACCAGAGCUGUGAUUCACCAGGUGUCUAAAGAUUUUACGAGUAGUAUAUUUUACAUUUUCAUCAAACGUCUAUUGUAUCAUUUAUUUUUGGAACAAAAACAAUGUACUGAUCAAUAACAUUUACUGUCUCUCUCACAGGAACCUACAACAAAGAAGAUUUGCCCUGUUUCCAGUAUGACUGUGUCAGCUGAUGCAUCACCUGAUGUAGCCAAGAAAGGAAUCUUAGUACAGGUUUGUUCACAUGCCAAAUGAAAUUCAAAAAAUAAAUUUAAUUUGUGAUAGUGCUGUUAUUUUAUUUUUCUGUCAGUAAAGGCAUGUAUUUAUAUUUAUGUCACUGGUUCUAAUCUAAACCAAACAUGUUAAACCUUUUUGGCUCAAUUGCCAUCAAUCAACUAUAAAUUUUAAAAUUUUGUGAAAUAUAAUUUCCUUCUUUGAAGAAAGGUAACUGUUUUCUCUGGAGAGACCUAACUGAUGCCUUUAACUUCAAGAAAUCUAAUGUACUGGUUCAGCAAAAAUAGCAUAAACUUAUGCUUCUUUCUUAGGGAAUUGAAUUACAAUGUUUUCUGAUAUCAGUGUCUGCUUUUAGAAUCGUACACUUUCAUGAAGAUGUCAGGUCUUUGUCUCUCAUUAGUUAAUUAACAGGGUUAUCAGCCUCUCCUGUUGUCAACUGCUUCAAGAUUUUAAUACCCAGAGGUUUUCUGCUUUUCAGCGAUCAGUAAGUUUACGAUCCAGUCUAACAGUCAAGGAUUCUGACUUUGCCAAAAGGUAUAGGCUUCUCCCUACUCCAACAAAGCAUCGGCCAAGCAAGGUAUGGUCUUUGUCAUUCAAUUUAUCUGCAUGUUGUAACAUGUCAUGUGUAGUUUCGUAUAUCGCAAUUAUUCACCCUGAAUCAUCACCUCCUUUCAUUCCUGGGCAUUUGUUAAAUUGUAUGUUAACAGGGCCAAAAGAAAAAUGUAGAUUUGCAAAUUUUCCAUAUUCCAAGGAUAAAAGACAGAAUUUAACUAGAUUGGGCUCAUAAAAGAGGAGUAAAUAAUUCUUUUAUUUAUAACAGUGUGCUUUAAUUCCUAAGGGAUUAAAAACAUCUUGAUAAUUUCAUUUAGAAAGCCGAUGUCAUGCAACAGUACUAGAGUAUUUUUGGGACCCUGACUGUAAAUUUAAUGCUAUCAUUUAAGUAUCAUGUUUCCUUACAGAGAUUUGAAAUAACUUGUUCUGCACUUGAAGCAGUGAAAAUUUCUUCUACAAUGGCUCAUGCACAUUACAAUGCUUUAAUUGUUACUUUCUCACAAGGUCAUCAUAAUAUGAAUUGUCAAUGAGAAAAUCUUUGACCUUUAAAGCCUACCAAUUUGUUUUUUCGCGUUGAAAGCCCACACUUUGACACGAAAAUUCAAUUUACUCUCUCUCUGAUCCAAUGCAGAUAAUCGUGUUAACUGCAUUUAUAAAUGCUGUAGGUAGCUUUAGUUAGAAACAAUGUUAAUGGCCACAUUGUUCAAUGCAUUAUUUUCUGCAUUUGACUGAUUAGACAUAAUGAUUAAUAAGAUUUAAUGCCAAAAUUACUAAGUUACUAUUUUUGCCUGACUAUUGCUUCUUUGAAAUAACGCAAUUUUUCAAGUUACCUUUUGCCUUGUUCAUCCUAUUUCCUAUUCUCAUGGAUGUUAAUGAAAAUGUUAAAAAUUUUAAAAGAAGCGAGAGUAUUUUUUCACUCCUUCUGUUUUAUAUAGGACACUCCAAUUAGAAUAACCACAAGCUAAUUUUGCAAAGUAAACAUAGCAGAUAACAAGAUGUAAAAGAAUCCAACAAGCUUGCAGGAAAUUUGAUUUAGCGGGCUUUUUAAGAGAGCUUUUGGUGUUAAACUUUGAACUUCAGGGAAACAAACUUAAGGAUUUGUAAGUGGCAGUGGUGAACUCUAAGCCGAACUGUCCAUUCAUGCUGUGAUGAACACUCGCCAUAAUAAAAGUGAAGAGGUGUACAUUGACAAAUAGAGUACUUAUCAUUUAGUUGAAUAUGAACAAAUAGCUAUUUACAUUUUCAGUGAGAAAAACCUAAAGGAAUAAUUUUUAUAAUCAGCCAAACUGAACAUGGAAAUAAAUUUUGUUUUCUUAAACUAAGUUCUUUAAGGUGUGCUUUAUUUGAUAAAUUUCUCAGUUUUAGAGUUUAGAGGUUUAAGAUUUCUUGGUUUGUUGUUGUCUUCCUAUAUUAGUCAUGGAGUGAGACAGUUUCUAGCAAUGGAAUUAGUACUACUCUUACACAGACUGAAAUAAAACGGCAAGAGGUGAGUUCAGCAAGUUUCAGACAAGCAGUUAGCCAAUUUCUGUCUCCUGAAAUUUUCAUGUAAGCUGUACAAAAUUUAUUCACCCUUAUAAACAAAGUUUUCCAUGGCUCAGUGGUAGAGAAUUGUGCAGAAAAAUUGGAAGCCCUGGGGUCCAAUUCUUACUGUUUACUCAAAUAUUUUCUUUCUCUGUAGCUCAUGACAAAAUGAGUAACAACAUUAUUUUUUCAAAAGAUCUUGCUAAAAGUUUCCCUUCUUUCUGACCAAGCACUGGGAUGCAAAUUUUUAAGGCCAAACUGAAAAACUGAAAACAUAAGGCUUUUGAGUUUUCAUGACACCAUCUAAGAGACGCUUUUUAUACUCAUGCUAGACCAGAAUUUAAUUUAUUAAAGUCAUCGUGCUCUCAAAAAUGGUAUUACCAAACUGACAUCAAAAUGUUGAGCUGCAAGAAAAGAGUUUUUCUUUACUUGAUUGUUUGAAAAUUUUCGUGGCCCAGAUUUCAUUUUGAGGAAGUCAAUAUCCUGUUUUGAAAUUUCAAGAAGUGAAUUUUUUCUGAUGACAGGCUAUUUAUGAGGUUUGCACGGGAGAAGAAAAUGUUGUGGCUGAUUUGAAAAUGAUAAAGGAGGUAAGAGAUAUCUCAAGAUAUUAUUAGAGAUUUAAAUUGUGUAUCUUGGAAUUCUUAUCUUGUUUGAUGUGAAGUGGCUGUCUUUCCUCAGUUAAAACUCUGCUGCUCAACUAGUCUGUGAACCCUUACACUCCCCGAUCUUAGUGGUAAUUCUCCUUACUACCUGCUUUCAAUUCUUAUGAAGUUAAUUUGAAGAAUUUGAUAUAGGAUCAACUAGGUAUCCCCUUGAUUGACAUUUGUCUAAAGUUAUUCUCAUCACUUGUUUGCUUGAUAUUGUAUUGAUACUGUAGGAGGAAAUUCUGUCUUGGUCACUCAUGGGGUGAACAGGCUCUUAUAAGCACUUUAGUAUGAUCAGCAAAGCUUUGAGAGAAUAACUGAUUAAGGGCCACACUGCUUAUUAAAGCCUAUUCAUGUGCUAUUGUUAAAUCUCCUUGAGUGACUUCCCUUUGAAAGUGACUAUCACUUGAAAGAAGAAGAUUUUUAUUUUUUUGAAGAGUUGCUAACUGUUGUUGCCAUUUGUUAUCCACCAUAUUUCAUGUAUAUGUAUAUUAAGCUCCUGUUUUACAUUACUAUCCAUUUUAUUUUUUACUUAAUCAUUGUGAGCAGGUUAUAAUCCUAAAUAUUGUAUCAGACUAGAUUUUAUCCUUGUUGCCAUGACAUUAAAUGACAAUCAGUUUUUUAAGGUGCUUAGGGAAACUAAUAUUGGCACAUGACAGCAUUAAUUAACUACCCUGACUUAUUUCUUAGAGUGCCUUUUUUUUUAAUUGGCCAUGAAUAUUCCCUGUGUAGUUCUGGGUGAUAACAGAGACUUUCUAGAAUGUGCAGCCUUAAAAAAAAACAAUCAGUGAGAACAAACAGUCCUCUAACUUGGAUUGCUUGGCCCAGAGAAUAGCCUCCUAGUGUUUAGCCUCUCCACAAUUUAUAUGAUACAUGACCUAGUGUCUGUAAAAUGAAAAGAAGGUGGCCGUCUUUUUACAAAAUAAAUUUUAGGAAUCUGUUACACUACAACACUAUAUAAAAAGUUGUCCGAAUUUUUCUGUGGGCACAUCUUCGUGUUGUCAGCAUUUUGAUAUUUUUCUGUCUGUGGGUUUUUUAAAUUCUCUCCUGGCUUUGCCCAAAAGUUGGAAUUGCCAAAGUGAAGUACCCAGUCUUUCUCUCACAAGGAAUCUAUUGAUGUAUUUAUGGUUUACUUCAUUUGUACGACAAUUUUCGUUUUUUACCUGCUAACUGUAAGUUUAUUUUUUCUUACAGGUUUAUUAUGCACCAAUGUACAAACUAAAGCUAAUGAAUGAAUAUGAAUUCAUGAAGGUCUUUGGCUGUUUAGAAGUUUUAUUAGCUCUCCAUCAAGGUAUGAACCUCAUAACCCUUUACACCCUAAUAUCAGCAUACACAUUCACCCGACUGUUCUCUACACAUUUCCUAAGGUGCUUUCUAGGAGAAUUUGUGUAACAUUCAAGAACUUCUUGAGUUGGUGAUCAUUUCCUUUAUUUAGGGGUGAUAUUGUAAGGAGAAAUUAGUUGCUGAACACUCUUAGGAGUUAAGGGGUUCAAGAGGAGUGUUUUACUUGGGUGCUUUUAUGAUCCUUGCCAUCAAUUCUCCCUACUGUUUGCCAUACUCAUCCUAUACUGUUAGCUCUGAGAAUUUGGUAUUAACUCAAACAAAACCCCUGAGGUUGAAUUUUGUUUUUUCCCAUCAUUUUUCUGCUCGAUAAUGUGUUGCUAUUUCAAGAAGAAAGUACUUGAUUGAAAAGGUUACGUAAAAUACUCUUGAAAAUUAAUAGUUUGAGACGUGAACUUUGUCGUAUUUUCUUGCUUUAGAUCUUCACGCGAAGUUAAAAAAUGCAAGAUCAAGCGAUGGUACAACGGACAGUAUAGGAGACAUCAUGCUAAACUGGGUAUGUGUGUGUGAAAUUGUUUUAUGAUUGUGUUUAUGGCAUAUUUCUACUAUUAGACCUGUUUAGAACACAGAACAACGCUGUUUUCAAUCUGGUGAAAAACAUUCACCAAAUUUCAUUUGGAGGAAUUCUGUAGUGAUGUGUUUUUUGCUCAAGUCAGUCGCUCAUAUAAAUAUUUACUGCGCUCUGUGAUUGGUCCAGAAAACGCGCUUCUUUUCCCCCACCAAUCAGAUUUAAGUCUAAGACCAAUUGCGUCUUGGUCACCCGCGUUUUCCCGCGCUUCUGGUGGUUUUGUAUCGUUUCAUUUUGAGAUCUCAUUGGCUCCUCGUGACAUUUUCUUUUGUUCUGAUUGGCUGUUAACUUAACGAAGUAUUGGCAAUGAGUUUCCUUUUUACUUUAGUUUCCAGGUUUAAGAUGUUACGCACGAUAUUGUGCAAACCAAUUCGAAGCAAAAACCAUUCUCGACGAAAAACUUCGUCAAGGUGGAAGCGUCGCCGACUUUUUGCAGGUAAAUCGCGAUUCCUGGCUGUAGACAGGACGUUUCUUAGAAAUGAACCUACUGAAUAGCCUAGCUUAGCAAUACGUUCUCCCUAACUCUGUGGUAAAGCAAUGGACCACAAAAUCCGAAGGCCUGUGGAUAGAUUCCUUGUGGGGUGAGUGGGAUGGGGCUGGCUUUUUUCAUCGUUUUACUCUCUUUUUAUAACAUCUGCGUAGAAGGGCAAGGAAUUCCUUCCGUCAACCACACCUUGCAAGUACCAUCUCCUAGGUCAACUGUGCUAUUACUUUAGGUUCAGCAAAAAACCUCCCGGAAAGCGUGGUUUGCGUAGCUUUUCCCGAUAAACGCCCUUAAUCAACGGAACUGGUGCAACGGAAAAAGAACGAGUGCUGACCAUUAGAUUCGCGGUUUGCGCGUCAUUACAGUUUUUUCACCUACCCGUGUUUUGUUUCUGCUCUAAUCUUUGGUUAUGGUUUUCCUUUUUUCUCGGAGAGAAGUUAUGACAUUAUGAGCGGAAGAUGGGCGGGUGAUUUAACACACUAACUCUCCUGAUCCGAAUAAUUCUCCUCACCAACUUGAAUACAUUUGCUGGUUAUCGAUAGAACACAAUUCUCAUCACGUUUUUUUGAACGAUUUAUAACUAUUGUGGGGAAGAAGUUACAUUUCAAUCGCCUGCGAGUGUUCGAGAGUCAAUGAACACGGUUAAAAAUUGUGCACUUUAAAGGGUUUUCAUAUUGACUCCCGGAGAUUUACAAAAAUGUUGCUAAUUUGUUUCAUUAGCUUAACUUCGUCAAUUCAAGAUUUGCCUUUGGAAUAUUUUGGGGGUCUUUCGAAUUUUGGAAUUUUGUUUAAUUUUAUCGUUGUAUUCACUUUCUCAGAGUGCUUUUGAAGAAGUUUUCUUUAUGAUUUUUUUUUCUGCCCUUGCGUGUGUUUUGUUGUUCCCUUUAUUUUUACAAUAGUGAUUGGUUUUUGCGAACACCCCACUAAGAGUGGUCAACUCUCUUGUUUUCGUAUCUGCGUUCUGCGUUGUACUAGCUCAUGAGCUUUCUGGACUCUUUUAAAGGGCAGAUUACUAUUUCUGUGAUACUAAAAACAUUUCCGGAUAACAAAAGCCGCCGUGUAAAAUGGUGCUACAAAACCAGAAAUAGAACGAAACUAAAAAUAUACCAAAGAAAAACAUCGACCAAUCCUUUCUUCUCUCAGGGUAUUGUGUUUGAUCAUAGAAGUGCAGACCUAAAGAAAAAAAAACAGAAAAACAAACUUGUGGCACUCUCAGCCACUCCAUCUCUUGUGGUCCACUCUGAAAGGAGUUUCGCAAAUGUUUGUGCUGUUUUUCUUCCAGUCCAUUGUAAUCUUUUCAUUCUUUACCUUCCUCCUUCUUUUUUUGCGCUUCCUUUCCAAUUUGGUGUUUCUCCAUUUAAAACUAAUAUUUUGGGGUGUCCUUCCCAGUUUAAAUAUUUUUUCUGGCCGCAACAAACGACUGCUAUACUUAAACGCUCGCUCGUAAAUGAUCUAGCGGAAAUGACACUUACGAAUACACACGCGUGUGUGUUUUAUAUUUUGUAACCACAAAUCCACUCAUUUUCUUUUAAUUCUUACAGAGAUGCCGUGACUCGCCAUUCAGUCGGAAAUUAGAUCUUUGGAGCUUUUUAGGUAGGUUGCAUCGCAUCACAUAAGCUUCUUUUCCAAUUACUUGGAGGGAAUUUCCGGUGUUUAAGUACCUUUCAUUUCAGCUCAAGUCUUGUUAAGAUAACCAUUGUUUUAACAGAAGUAGCCUUGUGUUCUCAGGGUGUUUUAAGUUUUUUUUGUAGCUUAAGUUUGUUAAGUCAGAGAUGAAAGAAAGCGCCACUGAGGUGUUUCCCGAUAAGUAACUUAUUCCAGUACAAAGAGCUGACAACAACCUUUAAGAAGGCCAACUUUCCAUUUCUUCAUUCCGCUUGCAACAGUUUUGACGCAGGCGGACCGUUAAAAAUCUUAUUAAUUAGGAAAAGCUGUCUAUAGAUUCUGAUGAAUUAUCCGAGGUAGCAUCCACAUAAAUGUUUAGAAAUCAGAAUGGUAAAUUGUUUCGUUGUGUGGAUUGAGAAUUUGACUGAAUCUUAACCAAGCGCGCGUAUUUGACUGACCGCACACAAAGCGUGUUUUUGUUAUUUUUGUUGACGCCGAAUACGAUUUCCUCUUCGCUUAUCCCUUGGUUUAGCAAGGGAAGGGUUAAUAUCAGUUUCUCACGCAAUAAGGACAAGGAAAAAAGUAAAACGACAAAAAGAAUACUCUAGAAUAAACUUCUAAUGCGGUCUCAUAAACGUGGAUGCAAUCAGUAGCCAAGAAGUUUUUAAAAAAGGACAAAUAAGUGAACACUCUGUGGUGUUGAAUAAACUUUCUUAGGGCAACGAGUUAAAGUGGUUUUUUAAACUUCUUUUAUUCUUUACGAAAUUAAGUAGAUAGAAAGGUGAACAGGACUGUCUUUGUGAAAAAAAAGAAAAAAAAUGCAGGAAUUUUAAGUCCAGAAAAGUUACUCCUAGGAUCAUUUUUUAUACUUUCAUCGCCUUUACUUUGUUCUUGAAAAAAUGUUGAUGUGUGAUAACUGCAUCACGUGUGCGUGGUUUUGAAACGUUGAGAAUAUCUCGAAAUCUUAAACGCUCUCGUGCAGUCAAUUGAAAACCAAUUAUCGAGUAAUCUGGGCGAUAAACGCGCUUAAGAUCACUAACUAGUUGUUUAUCUUUCUCGGCAGAUUCGCCCAGGAGUCGCCUGGUAAAAUACCCGCUGAUGCUGCGCAGCAUACAGAAAUACGUGAGUAACACUUUCAUUAAGUGGGCGGAAUUUCUUUCCAGUAGCUUUCCCUUGGGAUUUGAACCAUCAGGGGACCUCCCUCUCUCCUUCCCUGUGGUUUGGGGCUCAUGCUUUAUUGCUUUCCUCACUAGUUGCUAAUGUUUUCCCUCAAUGGGCUGUAACUUCCGGCCUGUCAGCAUAACACGACCCCGCUUUGGUAGCAGACACGUAGAGUAGGAGAUAAUUUUGUAGCGAAAAUUUGUGACUCAGAAAGAUGUCUGAGAUCCGAAUGGUGGCACCGGAUUUGGGUUGGCGAGAGUGAAGCCACUUAAGAUAUUUUUAUUUCGGUGAAAUUGCGAAUAACAGCUAAGGAUUUUUAUUGUAAUGGACUGCUUAUAUCCUGUUGCUCAUAUUUCAGACGCCGAAAGAGCACUCCGACUGGCGAAAACUAGAACGAGCUGUGAGUAUUGUUUAGAUUGGGGAAUUUACCCGGGGAGGGGAGGGUAAAGCUCCUCAACCAAGAUUUAAAAGCGUCCAGUUUGUUCGUGAGUAUGUUCGUGCAGUAAAACUAGGAUCGGAACGAAUCUGUAGAAACUUUGAUUUUAGGAAAUAUGUGAUAUAAGAAGAUCAAUGAAGGAGCUUAAGUUAAGCUUUUGUCUGUUGCAGAUUUGCCGUUUACAAGACAUUAUAGAAGAAGUGGACAGAAAAACAGGCGAAGCAAAGGUAGUUUCACGGCCGUUUUAUUAUUUUUUUUCAUCGUCCUUUCAGUCCGUGUACGUAAAUUUUUUCUGCCAGUCUGUCUUCAGUUUUUUAACCAGGAUGUCUUUAUGUUGCAGUGUCAAGAUGUACUUAGUAGAAUAGUUUUCUUGGAUGACAGACAGGUAAUGUUCAGUUACGUUUUUCGGAAACUCUAAUGUCUGGAAAUCUUUAAUUAUUAAAAGGCGCGGGAAAUAUGGUCGGCGAAAAAAGCGGGAAAUCAUGUAACUAUGUAACUAGCAUCAAGGACGAAAGCUGGUACCUAGCGGUAAGCGCGAGAAUGCACGUAAUCAGCACCAAGCGCAAAGUAUAAUAUUAGAAGCGCGCAAGCGCAUGUUGCAAGAAAAGGUUGCUAAGAGCGUUUAAGUCUGUAACCAGUGCCAAGCGCGGGAAACAUGCAAGAAUUGCAGAACGCGGAAAGGCAUACAUCCAGUGCAAGGUACCCGAAACAUUCGGGAAAACAUAUGUUGGUGCGCUAUACUGAUUUUUGAACGAAGGAGCGCUUUUCACGGUCUUAUCCCCUUAAGAGGUAUGGGUCGUCGAUAUAAUUACUUGGCCAUUAUCUAGUAUGUAUAAUUUUUUUCUGGUAAAUUAUUGUUGUUAUUGUUUGCUUUAGAUGUGCCCUCAUGUAUUCAAGUCCAAGAAGCUUUUAUGUAACGGCACACUACGAAAUAAACAUGGAACGGUAAGAAGAACAGGUGUUUUGAUUAAAACCCCCGAUCGACGCAACGUCAGAGUUUCUCUAGAAACUUAUCCCUUUAUUCAUUCGUCUCUACUUCUUUCUAUUUAGAAGCUACAUGUGUUUUUGUCGGAGACAGUCUUUCUGCUUACUCGUCCGGCUACAAGACAGGACCGGGCCAGCUAUCAAGUAUUCACACAGGUUAGUUUGUUGUUGUGGGUCUGAGAUUCCCUCUUAUUGGAAAUGGAAAUGGCGAAUUCUUUCUUUUUUUUUUUUAAUUUAUGAAGUUCCUAUUACAUAAGGUUUUCCAGCUGUAAAAUGGGACUUCGUAAAAACUGUAGUUUACAAAGGUCUCACAGAAAUUUUUCCUGAAAGCCUCCAGUUCGUGGUUCGCGUUUGAACUUAUAGGGCCGGUUAUUUACCAACUAAGGUUCUACGCAAUCAGUGAACCUCAGGCUUUCUCUAUAAGAGGAUUGAUUUAAUUAAAUAAAUUUCCUUCCACUGUUAACUUGGGCCCUCUUGACGCUGUUUACAAAAACAAAUGUUCCGAUUAAAGGUUCAGCUAGAUUGGGGAUUGUUUAACAGGGAUUGCUUUGGACGGGGUGUUGUUACACAAUGGCUAAACUUUGUUUAAAUAAGCUGACAGUAGUAUUUGGACCAAUUCUGAGCGUGAGAGAGAACGGAUCAUUCCAGUACACCUCAGUUAUUGACUUUUUCCCAAUGCUUUUGUCAGCCAAUCCCAGUCGAGAAUCUGUUGGUCGAAGAUCUCUCAGAUGGUGACGUCAGAAUGGGUGGUUCCUUCAAGACUGCGAUCUCAAGACUUGGUACAGGUAAGAGAUAGCGUUUUCUUUGUUUUGCCAUGAAAGUACAAAUUCUAACGAGAAAAUGCAAUAGAAGCCACUCUAAAUGUGUUCACUAACCUUCAAGUGAUUAAGACUUCAGCGUUUGUCGCAGCUAAAAUUCUUCCGUGACUGUCUUGUUAUUAAGAUGGAAAGAGGCUCUGUUUACUAUCUCUAAAUAAAUAAUUUCGCAAUCAACUGUUCUAUGAAAGCCAUCUUCCAUGGGCCAUAAAAAUCUGCUUAGUGCCCUUUUCACAAACUUUUCCCGCACACCAUUAAUGGUUGAAUUUUUUUCAACAGCCAAACACGUUUUCCGAGUAUCAAGUACAGAUGCAGAAAAUGGUCAAUCACACACGUUACAAGCUCCCACAGAACAGGAGAAAAAACAAUGGUUGAACGCUAUUCGAAGCGUGAUACCUUGUCCGGAGAACUAUAAGACUUAUCUCUGAUGUUACGCAGGGUUUCAAGUCACGCAACACCUCAAAUUCUGGACAGUCCGUACGCGCUGAGGUCGGCUAGUUAAGAAUGAAUUCCGUGGAUAUUACACGGAUUGUACAGCAGUUGGAAAUUGUUUAUGUGGGGGCAAUGAGUGUCCAAAAUAUCACCAGCACUGGUUCCAUCAUCGUUUGAUGCUAUUGUAAUUUUGGUAUGAGAUGCGUUGACAGAACUGAAUCCUAGCUAGGACAUUUACAACAUCAAAGAGGUUUAUUAAUUUUCCUAUUAGGUUUCACAAGGAAGUGAGAUGGGUCGAAUUUUCUCCAUUUUGGAGUGAUUUAAAUUAUGAGGUCGCAUUUACCAUGCUAAAGUUGCCUGCUUUUUUUCUUGUUCAAUUUUUGCGAAGAAAAGCGGAUUGUGAAAAACAACAACAACGAACAAAAAAAACAGUCGUUGCUUUCGCGGGUAAAAUAGUCAUGAUUCUUCGGACGCACCGACAGGUUUCGGUAACAAAAUAUUUCUUCUACUUUAUAGCGAGCUGUACCAUAAUAUUGUUUAUGUCUUGUAAUUUAUACUAAAAAAACUAGAGCAAUUUCCUCUCAACUAUCAAUAGAGCUGAUCGUCGCCUUUUCUAUGAAAAACAGCGAUGGGUCUAAGCGCGGAAAAAAUCACGGGUAAUCGGUGAGUCUUAGCUUGCACAGCACCUGAUUGGCUCUGGAAACAGCGCUUUAUUCUGAUUGGUCAAGUCAGAAUGCACGCAUAUCUUCUAGCCAACCAUUGCACCUCGAUAACGUGGAGUAAAUCUCUUUGGUAAAAAAAAUUUGAUGCAUAUUAGCGCUUGGCGACCGAUUUUCCUUGUCGUUUCAAGCAGUAAUAUCCUACAAAAUAUCUGGCGAAUAUAUUCUAAAAAGAAAAAUAUUUUAUGAUAACACGCAAUAAUAUAUUGCAUUUGUAAUGUUAGUGAUCAAAUUGAUAAAUAAUGCUUUGGAAAUUUAAGUGAUAAUCGUAGGUAUGUGAUUUAGGAAAAAUUUAGUUUAUCCACAUAAUGAGCCAUAAACUUAAAUGAAAAUUUGGUUUCAAAGCCAUACGACUUUCUUACAUAGUACAUACAAAAAUUUUGUGUAUAUAUAAGUGCUGUAAAAAAGUUUUUUUUGAGGUUUUUGACACGUCGUUUACAGUUGUUCGUCUCGUAUUGUGUUUUGUUUCAGUUCACGUUUAAAUAAAAUCUUUGGGAUGAGAAAUUCUUCGUCUUAUAAAUAGCUUCGGACAAUUUCCUUCUUCUCUAGAACCAGAAUUUGUCAAAUUCUUGUUCUUGAUUAAAUUUGGUAUUAGAAUUGAAAAAUACGAGUCACCAGGCAUUUUCCUGCGGUGACCCCUUUUUACGUGUUCGCAGAGAGGACAGUAUUAGUUUUCUUUUCAUAUUUUGCGAUCUUAUCUAAUUGUAUUAAAUUUUGUAAAGGUAGCACUUGAAAUUCGAGAAACCUUAUGCGACAUUUUUUUGUUUUUAAAUGAACUUACUACCAUCAAAUUGUUUUUAAAAUGUACUUCUGAAAUUUUAAAGAAUGUAAUAUCCACCCUUUCGGUCAAGUUAUAUGUAAGUCUAUCUCGCAGCGUUUCUUAACCAGCAAUUUCUGUUCAGAUGUUCUUAUAUCAAUACCUCUUCAUGUAUUUCGUGCCGGCACAGGCAUAGAAAAAGGUUCUCCUUCUCCCAGGUUUAGCGAUGGUGAAAGUUGUCGCAAUUCCCUACUCUUGCCGUCUUUAAGCUAGAUUUCUAUUGUCGCGUUUUCGUCCUGAAACAAAAAAAAAUACGUACUUUGAACUGAACGUUUACGUGCAUAAACGCAACC